Messenger RNA from Clonostachys solani, 987 nucleotides. NCBI's taxonomy places the organism in Eukaryota, Fungi, Ascomycota, Sordariomycetes, Hypocreales, Bionectriaceae. The record is from the annotation of a GenBank genome assembly.
AUGUAUUUUUCCAACCAGUAUCCCUUCCCUGGUGGGCCGUCGGCCCAUCAGGAUUCAUAUGUGUCGGUGGCCCCGACAUCGAUGCCGACCACGGCUACUCAAUCCACGACUUCGGAGGACUACAAUGAAUCUUCGAUUAAUUCCCCAAGCCCUCUGUCACCCAAAUCGCCCGAAAUGCUUGGGCUGGAUGCCGCAACUGAACUCUAUGACAGUAUGGACGAUAAUUUCCCUGCGUAUCAUUACGGCCAGCCUCAGGCUGGCCCUUUCCCUUCCAUUGCCGGAUCUGUCGUCCACGCGCAUUCGCCAUCCAUGCCUGUCUCCAUGGGACCUAGAAAUGGAAUCUUUAUGGAUGGUAACCUGCCAAUGAUGGGCGACAUGAUGGGCAUGGGACGCAGAUCAGAGUCAGAUGAGCCAAAUCACGGGCGAGGGACCAGCGACGAGGAUGUGCAGACCAAGAGGAAGGCCCAGAACCGAGCAGCCCAGCGUGCAUUCAGAGAGAGGAAGGAGAAACACGUCAAAGAUCUAGAAGCGUCGCUCGAGCGUCUCAAAACUUCGCAAGAGAAGGCGUCGGAGGAGAACGAGAGGCUGCGCAAAGACCUCCAGAAGAUGACGACGGAGAACCAGAUCCUCAAGGCGAGAAGCACCAACCGGCGGAGCGUUGACAGCUCCGCCGACUCGCUCGUUACAGGCCCGCCCAUGAAUUUCAGCCAGAGUUCCUCGUCCAGCAACGUCUUGCCAGGACACAAGGACAAAUCCGGCUCCCACCGGGCCGCAGAGCCUAAAGGCCAGAGUUUGUAUGCUGCUGGUGCUGCUUGGGAUUAUAUUGUCGCACAUGGCUUGUUCAAGCGUGGACUCAUCGAUAUCACGAGCGUGAGCCGGUAUCUGCAACAGCGCGCGACAAGUGAUGGCCACGGCCCCAUGUUCUCAGAGCAGGAAAUUCUCGACGCCAUACACCGAAGCCUUGCUGACGGCUCAGAUAAUCUCUGA